Molecule: messenger RNA, 2213 nt
Organism: Loxodonta africana (African savanna elephant)
Lineage: Eukaryota; Metazoa; Chordata; Mammalia; Proboscidea; Elephantidae
Gene: NIBAN3
Product: niban apoptosis regulator 3
Exons: 16
Coding region: 111-1973 (620 amino acids)
Source: RefSeq, a predicted model, not a curated record
CCUCCUCUGAGGCCAGACGGCCAACACAUCUGUCUCCCCAGCCCCAGACCGGGUCUUGACAGAAGGCAGAAACGACCAAUUUGAGGACAGCCCAGAGAGCUCAGACCAGGAUGGGCGGGCGGCCCUCGAGCCCCCUGGACAAGCGGCAGCAGCAGCAUCUGAAGGGUCAGGUGGACACUCUGCUGAGGAACUUCCUGCCAUGCUACCGUGGGCAGCUGGCCGCCGCUGUCCUAUGGCAGAUCUCCCGCGAGCUGAACCCCCAGGAGCCCGCAGGGUGCCAUCUGUUUCGCAGUAAGAAACUGCCCCGUGUUCGCGAGCACCGAGGUGGCCUGACCCAGCUGCGUGGCCAACCGCCCCGGUGGCAGCCAAGCUUCUGCGUCCUGCGAGGGGACGGCCGACUGGAGUGGUUCAACCACAGGGAGGAAUAUGAAAGUGGGGGCAAGCCCCUUGGUUCCACAGCCCUGACGGGGUACACGGUCCUGACCUCACAUCAAGAGUAUCUCCGCCUGUUGGACGCUCUUUGCCCAGACCGCUCGGGAGACAAUGAACAGGAAGAGCCAGACCCCCUCCUGGACAUGCCUGAGAGUUUCCCCCUCUUCCUGCAGCACUCCUCUCGCCAGCACCUCUGUUUCUUCGCAACCACUGGGGAGGCACAGCGUGCCUGGAAACUGGCCCUCCAGGGUGGCAUCCGGCUUCGGGGCACUGUCCUGCAGCGCAGCCCGGCCCCCGCUGCCCGGGCCUUCCUGGACGCCGUGAGGCUGUACCGGCAACACCAAGGCCACUUUGGCGACGACGACGUGACCCUGGGCUCGGACGCCGAGGUGCUGACGGCGGUGCUGAUGCAGGAGCUGCUGCCCGCGCUGCGCUCCCAGACCCUGCCGGGCCUGCGGGGAGUCGGCCGCGCCCGCGCCUGGGCCUGGACCGAGUUUCUGGACGCCGUCCACGCGGCCAUCCUGGCCGGGGUCUCUGCGGAGCUCCGCGCCUUCCAGCCCGAAAAGGAGGAACUGCAGGCCACCCUGGAGAGGACGAUCCGUCCCGAUGUGGACCAGACGCUCCGGCUGCGGGCGCGGGUGGCGAGGAGGCUGCGGGCCGAAGUUCAGGGCCCCUUAGAGUCGUGCCUGCGCCGGGAGGUGGAUGCGCAGCUGGCCCGGGUCACGCAGAAGCUGCUGAGCACCAUGGGGGCCGCACUGGCGGCGGUACGGACCCUCCUCGCGCAAGGCAUGGACCGCCUAUUUCGCCACCUGCGUGGGAGCCCCUCCGGCGCGCGCCUGCGCAAGGAGGUCUAUUCGUUCGGGGAGAUGCCGUGGGACCCAGAGCUGAUGCAGAUAUGCUACCGAGAGGCUGAGCGGAACCGGGAGCGCCUGCAGCAGCUGGCAGCACCUUUUGGCUUCCUUGGGAUGCAGAGCCUUGUCUUUAGAGUUCAGGAUAUCGCUCAGCAGCUCAUGGCCGAUGCUGCAGCCACCUUCCUGCAGCUGGCCGACCAGUGUCUGACGGCGGCCCUGGACUGCCAGCAGGCUACCAAGCAGCUGGAGAAAGUCAGGGGGCGCGUACUGAAGAAGUUCGAGUCAGACGGUGGCUCCGCGAAGAGGCAGUUCGCCCGCGAGUGGCUGGUGCGCAUCUUCCUGCCGUUUGUGCUGGGCCAGCUGGAGCCAGGCUGCAAACUGGAGCUGCCUGAAGAUGAAGGGGACAUCCUUGCUGGGUGUGGCCAGGCCCUGACUGUCAAGGGCAUUUACGAGGAUGUCAUCCGGGGUAUCUUGCUGCAGAGGAUUGACCGAGAAUUGAAAAAGGCCCUUGGUACAAGCGACGUGUCCUGCGCUCCGGAUGGCUUCUUAGAUGCUCCUUGGGACCAGGAUGGAGCAGAUGAGGAAACUGAGGCUCAUAGAGGGGGAUGGACUUGCCCCAGGCCGCCAGGAUCCAGCACUGAGGUCCAGCCAACCCGCCCACUACCUCCUGCGAGAACAUUCUGGAGCUGAAUCUUUCCUCACAUCUACCCUCAUUUCCACUGGAUAAAUGUCUGCAAGUGGAAUUUCUGGGCCAAAGCAUAUGCAACAUUUCAAAGCUUUUGUAACCCCCACAACCUCAUUCCCCCACCAGCAGCAAUUGUGAGUUUUCUCCAUAUCCUUUCCAAACACCAGAAAUUUUCAUAAAAGAAAAAACUCUUUUGUAAGACUCGAGUUGACUAAAAAAACAAAAUAAACUCAAUUUUUUUUUUA